AUGGAAAAUGUGUGUAAAGAACAGGGGAAAGAGGAUUUGAUCACCAUAGACAUUGUACUUACCAAAUACGAGCAAUAUGUAAGUGGAGUAAUACGAAAUGAGGAAUUGAGGAAGCACAUAGAGAGGUUUAUGUUCCAGUACAACUGCCUAGAUGAAUGUGAGAAGAAGUUAAUUGACGUCAUAAAGAAGUGUGAAAAUUUUGAAUGUAAAAAAUUUCAAGCCCAUUAUUUGUUCAUAACAAAUAUAGUAAAAGAAAUAUGUCACAUGGAAUUGAUCCCAAUAAUAUACAAUGAAAUAUUAGAAGAGAGAAAUGCCAAAAGUGAAACUUCCUACCUGAGUAGGGAAUACUACUUAGAGGCAGAAAAUCAGAAAGAUGAAGAGGAGAAUUUCAAAGCCAUCUGUGAAAGGGUUUAUAAAAAGUACAUCCUUGUGUUUAUUAAGUUGUUGUAUUACUCAUGCAAUCUGCCACCAGAUCUGCUGAACAACUUAAUAAGUGCCCUCUCCUGUAUGUGCAUAUUAAUAUCCAAGUAUGAUACUUUUAGAGAACCAAAUGAGAAAUUUUCAGAGCUUAUAUAUAGAAUAUUUUGGAAUUAUUUCUCCAAAAGUUUUCAUUUUCCACAUGAAAGUUAUUUUUCCCUGGAGGAAAAUGAUUUGGAGGAGGAUGACACAUCAUCUUCCUACUACAGUGAAUUGUUAAAUGAAGAUAGCUGCUUCCCCUACUAUAAUAUCCAUAAUAUUUUUAGCGAUAAGAGGAGAAAAAACUCAACGAAUGAGUCAGCCUCUGUUCCUGUGAAGGCUCCCGUGGCUGUGUCCGGUUCGGCUGAAAGGGAGGGCAACAAUUUGCAGAAAAGAAGAAGAAGAAGGAGGAGGGAAAGAAAAAUUCCCGAAAAGUCGAAAGAUGCAAAAGGCGAAAGUUGCGCGAAUGAACAAGCAGGAGAAAAUAUCAAAAAAACGGACGAUCCGUUUUUUGCAGGCCCAUUUCUGCCAGAAGGUGAUACACCUGGUGGGGAGAAGCCACAGGGUGAUGACACCGUAUCGGGUGUGAACUCCACUGAAGGAUGCCUUCCCGUCGAAAGUUGUGCCAAUUGUGAAAUUGAAAACGCAGGUGGUGACCAAGCCAGUGCUGUGCAGCUGAGCGAAACUAACGCCAAAGUGAAUAAGCGACUGCGUGCACGCAGAGGUGAAAAAGAGAAGAAAAAAAUAAAAAAGGAUAAUGGGGGGGUGGAAUUAGCCAACUCCUCCACCUUGCUGAAUGGGGGAUGUGAAGGAAGUAGGGAGCACAAUGUUCUCCAUAGAAGAGGUGAGGACAACGUAAAAAGUAACAACAAGGAAUUCCAAACAAUGCAAGAUGUAGAUAAAAUGAUAGAGGGUCAGAGAAAGGACGCCGAUGCUGCACCUUCUAUUUCUCCGUCUCUGCAUUGCGCUUAUGGGGGUGACACAAGUGUGUACCCAAUUGGUCACCCCAUCGAAAAGGACCUGAAUCACGAAAACGUCAUGUUCGUGAAUGUCCUUCUAAAUGUGUACGUAAGUUUAUUUAACACGAAAAGUAAGAAGAACUUCCUAUUCUACCGUGACAAUCAAGUGCCUUACAACGAGUUCCUUCUCGACAACGUGGAAAUUGUAAUUGACCAGAUGAGGAAUAUGCUAAACAAGAUCAGACACAAUUUGAGUGAGUCAGUAAUUUAUUUUUUGAAAUUGGAAUUUUUAAUUCUUCUGUUUUUGAUAAAGAUUGCCAAGAGGAACGCAGAAAGUGGCAACGCGGAGACGUCCGCCGAAAAGUUGAAGGGGCCGAACGAAACGGUUCAGGGUGUAGGGUUCAACCAACAGCGCAUUGGCAGAGGUGGAUACAUGAACAGCGAUAGCUAUACUAGUGGUAAUAACUAUGCGAACGUCCACGGGUAUGAUAACAACUUUGGAAGCUCCUUCGGUGGUAGCCAGGCUCAGAACAGCAACCCGAACGAAUUCCAAAAGGGUUACCAGAACAACCAGGAGUCGGAUUUCUUCCCUAUGUGGAGACAGAACGAAUCCGCGAAAGAUAGUAAAAUGUAUGUGGACCCCCUAAGUAAUAGCAACGUGAUGAACAAUGUGGACACGACAUCUGCGCGGAGCAGCAUCGCAGGUUACGACCUCGGCGUUAAUCACGAGCUGCAGGAAAGUGUAAUGAGUGGCACCGGCGUAGGAAGCGACAUCACCAAUGGCAGCCUCUACCCAAACAGCCACAGUGCCACGUACGCAGAUGGCAGUAAUAGCACCCCCACUGUCGAUAAUAACAUAAACGAAAACAGCAUCGAUAUGGGUAACUUUUGCGAAAAAUUAAAUGGGGACUACAACUGUGGUAUGAAGGGUAGGAACGCAGAGAUUGAUUGCCUACACGCCAGUAACAAAUACAGUGGUGUGCUUAACGCAACGAAUAGUGGAAGUCCAGAUAAAGUAAUAAUUUCACGUAGGUAUGCAGCCGCACGUGGCAGCCAAAACGGUGUGCCAAAUGGUACUAAUGAUUGCUCUGUAGGGGGCACUAACCAGGGGACUAUCCAUUUCGGUAAAGAUGCUCCCAAAAGGGGCAGCCCAGAUAAGCUCAUAAAGGGUGAUACAUGGAGCAAAGUAAAUCGCAGUUAUUGUAAUGAGAGCGGUGAAGGGGCAUAUAGCACGCCCAACAACAGCACGUACGGUGCGUAUUGCGUGCAGAAGAAUGAGAAGAGUAUUACACAGGGGAAGGCCCAACAGAGCGGGAAUAACGUGGAGAACGACCUUGUAAGAAGCCACUCCUUGCCAGGCACCCUUAACAGUAACGAAUCGGCCACAGGGAUGAACGAUAUCUUUCUGAGCAACAUGAAGAACAACCUGUCUGCCAACAUGGAUGGUGUUGUACACCCGGGGCAGGGCUACCCCUACGAUGGGAGAAGCUUCCCCUUUUCCAGCAUAUAUAGGGAGGAAUUGGACGGGGGGGAAAACGUCCAACAUGUAGAGAUGGUAGGGGACGAAGAAGAGGAAGAAAGAAGGAGGAGAAAAAGAGAAAUUGAAGCGGAGUGGGGAGGAGAAAUUAUUGCAGGAAACGAAUUUCAGACAGAGUACUUAAUUUUAAAUCGUGAUUAUUUAAGGAACAGUGUAAAAAAGAGUACAUUCGAAAAUGUGACUGAUAUGAUAAAUAACUUAUUUAGUAAUAGCUUUUUGGAGAUGCUGGACGUGAUGCUAAAGUGUGUAGAAGUAAAUUUUAAGGAUGAGAAUCUAACCCUAAUUAAUCGAAUUUUUUGGUGCAUGUUGAAGGGGAUGAAAUAUUGCAGCGAAUUGAACAAGUACAAAAUUUAUACGUUCAUUUUGAGCAAAAUCGACAAGCUUAUUAAGAGCAAAAGGUACGAAGAGAAUAACUCUACACUGAACAAUUAUAGCUGCUAUUUUUUGCUGAACUUGAUUUUUAAUUUGUUUAAGAGGGAUAGCAGAAGGAAAAGAAGAAACAUAUGGUACUUUCUGUUCGAGGUCCAUGUAAAUAAAAUGAAAAGGAAGAAGAGUACCAUGAAGGUGAACUCGGUCAAGGGGGAUGAUCAGAAGGCUAGCAUGCACCCUCCUCCACAUAAUACGCUUGACGUGAAUGAUUAUAUGAAGAAGAAUAAAAGUAAAAAUAGCGAAUUGGUUACAAAAAUGCUUAUAACUUCUCUCAUAAAAAGUAAUGAAAAAAAUAAGCAGCUGAAAACGGAUCAAGUGAAAAACAACAGCGUAAACACGUCGGAAAAUGAAAACGAUUUAAUGCCUCUAUAUGAUGGGAAGAAUUUUCUAAUGAAUAAUAUAAUAAAUUUUUUACUUGAAUGUUGUAUUAGCAAAGGAUGCAUUGUGAGAUUUAUGAGCCUCAGAAUAUUUUACACGAUGACCAUUCUGUUUAUCGAAUUUAUAAAAAACAGAUCGUUAAGCUAUGAAGAGAGGAUGCUUAAAAAUUAUAUCGUGAAAUCGAUUUAUCAGAAUUUCUUCCUCUGUAUUUUUAACAUUUUAAAAGAACCAGAAACGAACAUUUUUAUUUAUAUGAAGUUCCGAAAUUUGUGUCUGAGUUUGUUAUUCAUUUGUUCAAAAAUUCUAUCGCCCACUUUUCUGAAUGAGUUUUACGAUAAGGUUAUUUCUUACCAGCUCUGCUGCGUCGACCAUUUUUACAGAUGCAGGGAUAGUGUUUGCCUGACUGAUAGGACGGGAGAGCACUAUGAUGACAGCACGUUGAAAAGCAUUUAUGCCAUGUUUCUGAGCAACGCCAAGGACCUCUACCUGUUCGCCUUCUUGAUGCUUUUUAGAAAUUCCAGAAAUGUUAUAAACUUAAAAAUUUUGAAGGGCAUUCUGAAGAUAUCGUCGGAGGAGGUUACAACGAUACUGGGAAACUUGGUGUCGCAGCGAGAUGGGGGUGUUUCCGAGAGGCAGGACAGGCAUAACAGACAGGAGAGGAAAGACAAGGGAUGCUCCACUAACGGGUCGAUUAAUGACUCGGUUAGCGGCAACGUUUGCGGUGCUGUUAGUGGUGCCGUUAGCGAUGAUGUGAACGCGUUGUCCGUGGAUGGGAUGGCGGAUGGGACAGCCGAUCAGGAAGGGGAACUACAGAACGGGCUGCCCAGCGAGGCGCAGAACGGUGGGGACUGCCCCGUGGAAGCGAAGGAACAGACUGGCAUAAGGAGAAGAAGAGAAAGCAACAAAGUAGAAUUGUUUCGAGUGAAAAACAUAAACAUGGAUGACUUCCUCACGAGCGACAUGCAGAUAAAACUGAAAGUAAAAGAGCAGAAUGAAGAAGAAAAGAAAAAAACGGCAUACAAAAAUUUGUAUUUUAUCAACAUAUUCUACAUUGGAGAAUUAAAAAAACUUAACACAUACGAAAAUAAUUUUAUCUACUACAUGCUCAAUUGCGUUUUUUGCUUUCUGAAUAUAUAUACAAAUCGGUUCACAUUUUUCUUUUACUUUAUUAAAAAUGAGGGUUACCAUCGGAACGGCUACUUUGAUCAUUCCUUAAACAGUAAUAGCAACAGCAACAGCAGCAAUGGGAAUAGAAACAAAGACAUUGGGGAGUUAGGCCAAAUGAAUGAGCAAAAGUAUGUGUUGGAAUUUAUCCAGGAAAUGUUAACCCUGUUCAGAAAUUUCUUGCACAUUGUUGCGGUGAUGGAGGAAAAUUUAAUCAGUGUAAAUGUAGAAACUUUGGUGAAGAAAAAAACGAGAGGAAGCGAAUUAACAAAUAUAAGAAGCCUUAAAAGAUUGGUCAUCCUAGAGUUGCAGAAGUUUUAUUUCAUUUUUGUGAAGCUGCUAAAAGCCCUUUUCUUACUCAACAGAAUAAAUGGCUCCUGUAUAACCCCCUUUGAGUUUUUCUUUUUUAAAUUGAUACAGUCGCUAGACAAUGAGCUGAUAGGGGUUAACACGAAAAGGCACAUUUUGAAAUUUUUAAAAUAUUUCUCCUAUAAGAAAAAGUUCAAGGAUACCAUCAUUAGCAGAAUUAACCACUUCCAUUCUAAGGUGAGAAGCAAGAAGAAGAAAAUUUCCGACAUUUUUUCGAAAAAGGAAUAUAAAAGACAAGAUCUGUACUCAUAUUCCAUCAGAGGGCAUGACAUUUCUGCUUCGAACGCCCCCUACGGCGAUGAUCCAAAAGGGGAUGUAAAUAGCAUCCCCGGAGGAGGACACAAUCAUCCCUAUAGUUACGACAAUGCUUUUAAAGCGGAGGGGGAAGUGGACGAGGAGGUGGAGGAGUCCCACGUGGAUGCACCCCACCGAGUGAAGGAACCGCCUUCACUGCUACCACCCGAAGGGGCUAAUCAAGACGGGAAAAAGAAGUCGACCAGGCAGAGGUCUGGCAACAGCAGCCGAAGGAGCAGAAGCAAUGCGAAGAAGGGGCAACCUGGGACGAACAAUUCGGAGGAGGCCAUCGCGACUGCCAUAGAAGCGGUGCCCAAGGAAGAAGACCCCAGUGCCAAAAAUAACGAUGCAGGUGAAGUAGAAAAAACGGCAAAUCAACAAGGCAACGCAACCGGCGAUAACGUGACCAGCGCGGAAGCGGUACCCGGCACUUGUGCCAUCGAGGCAAACGAUGCAAAUUCAAUGACAACCGUGAGUAAAAGCAAGAGAAGGAAAUGCAGUAGUGCGAAGAAGGACGAAGCGAAGAUUGAUAUUGACCCAAGCUGCUUAAUCGGCAUAGAGCACCCAAAGGAGGAGGAGAACAAAUGGGAUGCUACGAAAAAUUGCAAAAUAGAAUGUGAAGUAAAAAUGGAACCGCAAGCAGAGGUGGAAAAUCCAGUGAGUAAUACUACUGAGCAGGAAACUAGGAGAAGCAGAUAUGGUAGAAAAAGUGGCGUUAACACCAAGGAGAAGAAUUUUAGCAUGCUGAUUGAGGAGGAGCAUGAGCAGAAAAGAAAAAGCAGGCGAAUGAGCAGGAUUAAGAAUUCAAGUGGGGGGAAUGCGAAAGGGAGAAACGUAGCCAAGAAGGAGGAAGAAGUUAAAGGGGUAGGAGCAACCCCAGGAAGUGAGUUUUUGGGCGAUAUUCCUGGAGGUGCUCCAAGCAGGAAUCAACCCCAAAUGGGAAAUAACAAAACAUGUGAUAAUAACAAUAAUGAAAAGAAUCCUGCAAAUGUAACGACAGGUGGCUUCUUCCCCGAAGAGGUCGCAACUCAGAGAAGAGGAACAACCGACAUUUUGACAAAUGCGAAAAAUGACUCAACUGUAAACAAAGUCAAUGGGGAAAAACAAAUUUUGGAAUAUACAAAUGAGAAAAACUGGAGCUUAAAUAUUGUCCUAAACUGUAGUAGCAAUAUGAUAGUCGAGAUGGACAGGUUAAAUUACCUUAGGAAGUGCAGCGCUCUAAGCAGCUACAAAGACUACAAGGUGGAAAAAUUCUUCUACGAUAACUUGGAGCUGUUCCUAGUAAGCAUAUUUAUAUUUGAAAAGAACACCAAAUUGAACAACACGGAUUUUUUUUUGGAAAAUUUUGACAAAAUAAAUGAAGUAAUUGAAUUUUGCAAGAGGAAUAAUAUCGAUAGGGGGAUAGAAAAAAUCGUAAAUCACUUAUUUGUUUAUUUAAGUGAAAUAAAAAACAACAAAAAGUAUAUCCACGGAUUGAUAAGAUUAAUUACCAACACGUUGUCGUACAUUCCAGUGUACAAAAUUUCAGAGUCCCCCUUUUUUUUUAUUUCCUUUUGUUGUCUUUUUAAACAUUCGAAGAAGAAACAUGUGAACAAAAUAAUUAUCCAAAAUUUUAUUAUCAUUUGCAUGAAUUAUAUUGAUACUUUAAUGAAGCGAACGUACAACAGAAGGAGGUGCCGCAUGUGGUUUAGGAGCCUCCUCCAGCAUAGGAGAAGUGAACAGACGGAGCAGAGAACGACGCAGGUUGGACAGAAUUAUAAAAAGGUUGGCUCAUCUCCUGUGAAAAGUCCUGGUCGAAAGGUUGCCACUGGGGUUAAGUGCACCGUGGAUCAGGCUGUUGCAGGAUCGGUGGCACUACCGGGGAUAACGCCCACAGAUGGAGCAACAGUAGUAGCAGGCGUAGCAGAUGUAAGUGGCUUAAAUGGCGUGACGCCCGUGGGGGAUGCUUCGAUCAAGGAGCAGAUGAGUAAAAGCUCGAGGAGCAAGAAGGGGAGCAGCAGAAGAGGGGCGAGUGGAAACCCGAGGUCGAGAAGGAGCACCAAGAAGGGGGAGGAAGCGGCUACCCAGGGGGUAACAUUGAACGAGGGAGGAACCAACCAAGUGGCCACUGCUACGGUGGAUACACAAGGGAUGGCCACUGAAGGGGCAAACGCCAAACGAACCAGUAACUACUACGAGAACAACUGCAGAAGUGGCCGCAGGAACAGCGGAAAUGGCAGGGUAUCCAAUACUAUGAGCGGUGUAGCGCCGAAUGACUAUUUCCACCCCCAAGAGGCGCUCCUUUUUCAACGGAACAUGCGGGAAGAGAAAGAAAUAACAGACAAGCUGCUCCUGAACCUGAUUAACCUGUACAUAAAUUUCAUGUGCUCCUUCCAUUUCUACUACUUAACUUUUUACGAAGACAACUACAGCAUUUUGAAGAACAUUUUAAUUUUAGGCAUAGAUAAAAUAUUACGGAAAAAGUCGAAUAAAAAAUUGACUAGCUUUGCUUUGUCAUUUAUCUACAUUUUAAUAUGCCUUUUGUUAAAUGUGAAGAUAAAGGAGGAGUUCAUAUUAACGUUGAGUAGGGACAAAACGAAGGGGCAAAAGGAAAUGAGAAGAAGCGAAAAAAGGGAAUUUGGAAAAAAAGUGGAACAUAUUAGUGGAAAGAGUAGAAGCAAUGAAAAUAAAAUGAGCGAUUUGCGCGGAACGGGAGCAGCAGCAAAUGACCAGCGAGAAAAGGAGGAAGAGAAAAAGUUUAUAGUGAAAUAUUUAAUUAACCUUAUAGACGAAAAGGAACAAGGAAAUGUAAACCAAAUUAGCAAGAAAAAAUUCAGGAAAAAUAUAAAUCAAGUUUUAUGUAUAAAAAAUGAUGAACAUUUGGAGAAUUACAGUUUUUUUCCAAAAAUGUGUUUCUACAAAAAUAAAAUGGACAAACAUAUAGAUAAGGUGUUCCAUGUGAAGAAGAAAGAAAAAUUAGCUAUUACAAGUUCGUUAAAUUUGAAGGAAAACUUAAAAAAGUUAAACAAGAUUUGUGUUAAUUUUUCGUAUAAAUUUAUUUUCAACCUUUUAUCUGAGCCCCUAGGAUUUGAAAAGAACAGCGAAUGGCUCAUCAGUAACGCUUUUAAGAAAGAUAUGAAGAAAGACACCAACUAUGCGAAAUAUAACUUUCUUGAUUAUAUUAUGUACGCGUGUUUUUACAUCAUUUUUCGCAAAACAAAAUUAAUUAAAAUGGUGAAGACAAAUUAUCAGAAAGUUUCGCUUGACACACAAAAUAGCAAAAAAAAUAUGGGAAAUAUUAAAAUGAAGUCGUACCUAUAUAAUCAGAAGAAAUACUGCACGCUGCAAUUUUAUUUGGCCGUUGAAAUUCUGAAUUUAAUUUUUAACAAUUUAAAAUAUCUUCCAUUUAGUUCGAUUAAGCUAAUUAUUGACAUAUUUCUGAACAGAUCAUUUUUAACCGUAUGGGUAGAUGGGAAGAAGGAAGAUAUAAUAAAUAAAUUUCAAAAAUUAUUUCACAAUUUUUUUUGCGAUAUUUUUUACCUACAAUCUGACAAAAUUAAGGAAUUGCCGUAUUUUGUGUAUCAAUAUCAGAAAAGUAUCUUUCUUGUAAAUUUGGUCGUAAAUUCUGUUGUGUGUAGGAAGAAGAAGCCCGUGGAUAAUUUCCUCCUUCUGGACAUUUUGAAGCACUGCUUCCCGGGGUCUGAUUUGGACAACCAUAAUAAUUCGUCCGAUAGGAAGAAUGAAGACAAGCGGUCGGUGGAACGGUCCCACCGCAUGUUACGGAGCAAGAAGGUGAACAUGCCCAUUUGA
Molecule: messenger RNA, 9375 nt
Organism: Plasmodium coatneyi
Lineage: Eukaryota; Apicomplexa; Aconoidasida; Haemosporida; Plasmodiidae
Exons: 1
Coding region: 1-9375 (3124 amino acids)
Source: RefSeq, a predicted model, not a curated record